AGGAGUUCUAUGGACGAUUCGAAAAGAAACAACUAUGUUUCUUCUUCAGACGACGAGAGAGAAAGUGGAGAUGACGAUAAUUUAUUAAUUGCAAAGGAAUCGAGUGUGGGGCCCCCUAAGGUGCUCUCUAAUCCUGCCAGUGGACCAAAGACGGGACCGAAAGGCGUAAUACGAGAUUACGAACAUUACCAAGAGUUGAGAGAGAAAGAAGAACAAUGGAAAAAACAGCAGCAGAAAGCGCCAUCGAGGAAACCACCGUCUCGAAUGCAACCGGUCACUGGCCAAGCUGAUGACGAUCUGUUUGCUGAGCUCGAACUGGAGCUGGAGUCUGACCCGUUUGUAAACGAGUAUAGAGAGAAGCGUUUGAGACAGAUGCAAGUAGCUGCUGCCACAGCUGCACAGCACAAGCAGAAUGCAUUUGGCAGUGUAGUCGACGUCUCGGCUGACACUUUCCUGGAAGUUGUAGACAAUGAGAAUCCAGCUGUCUACGUUAUUGUACACGUCUAUGACAAUUCUGUGGAUGCAUGCAGUGCUAUGAAUGGUUGCUUGGCGUGUCUGGCAUCCGACUACCCUGACACAAAAUUCUGCCGUUUAAAAGCAUCGAAUGCCCAAGUCAGCCACAAGUUUGAAUCAGACGGACUACCUGCUUUGUUGGUGUAUAGAGGCGGUCAACUAAUAGGAAACUUUGUCCGGUUGUCGGAUCAAUUAGGCGAUGAUUUCUAUGCUUCAGAUGUUGAAAACUUUUUAGUAUAUCAUAAUUGCCUUCCAAAGAGUGACAAAUCACAGCCAAAUCUAGAAUAGCUAAUCUAAUAGAAAAGUCAGUACUCAUUAAUGUAUGACGUCUAAUACACAAAUUAUGGAAACAA
This is a messenger RNA of Corticium candelabrum, 866 nucleotides long. RefSeq names its product phosducin-like protein. NCBI's taxonomy places the organism in Eukaryota, Metazoa, Porifera, Homoscleromorpha, Homosclerophorida, Plakinidae. The transcript has a single exon. The record is from RefSeq and is a predicted model, not a curated record. Gene Ontology annotation, biological process: regulation of G protein-coupled receptor signaling pathway. Bases 10 to 801 code for a protein of 263 amino acids.